GUGUCUCGCGUAUCCAAUGAAACGCUUCAAACAGUAGCCUGAAUAAGAAACUUUUGUGUGCAACUUGCAUGUUUAUCAAAUUAUCGAAGGAUGAAUACCAUGAAUUGACAUUAAAGACAGCAAUAUCUUGAACUUUUUUAGUUGUUCGUCUUCAGUCCAUACUUUAAAUCUACAAGAAGUAUAUGCAGUUCGAGGAAACGUGUCAAUAUCCCUCGUGCACCGUGUCAAGGACACUAGAUCUGGAGGUAAACAACUGCGCACGCUACUUAUCAUUGACGUUCGUAAACAUCAGUCUAAUUCUAGACUGUCGACGAAAAGGAAGACAUAAAUAGUAUGCAUAGUGGAUUUCAACAGGAAUCUUGGGUUUGGGAUCACAUUUCCAAAUCUCCUGAAGUUUUACUUUCCAAGGACAAACACAGCGCCUACUUUUAUAUUGACCCAAUUUAUGAAAGCACAGGAACUGCUGGUGUACGAGGCACAAAGGGGUUCACAGAGGGGGAGCACUACUGGGAGAUAGUGUUCCUGGAGCCCCCAUCUGGCACCUCUGUGAUGGUUGGUGUCGGAACAGAAAACGCAAUACUACAUCGCAGCAAUUUUGAAUAUGUAGACCUCAUCGGAUUUGAUACAGAAAGCUGGGGUUUGUCCUACAAAGGCACCACUUGGCAUGGGGGCCAAAAAAUCCAGUACUGUGAACCUUUCUUUGACAAAACAACUGUGAUUGGAUGUCACCUCAAUUUGUAUUGCGGGACUCUGGCCUUCAGCAUUAAUGGAGCAUUCAUGGGCGUGGCAUUCACGGGUCUCAACAAUGUUUCCAGUUCACUUUAUCCGAUUGUCAGCUCCACAGCAUCCGAGACAGAACUCGGAUUGGGAGUACAAUACUGCAGGUAUCUGACAUUGCAGGAGAAAUGUCUGCAAACCAUCAAGAGGCACUUAGACUACGAUGAUUCUGUAGAGAGUCUGCCUCUGCCAAAAGUCCUCAAGUCUUCCCUAAAGGAAAUCUGAUCGGGUAGUAAGAGUGUUAUGGUUCAGUGGAGAACACCACUUCCAUGGUACUGUUGAUGGUGUGUUACCCUAAUCGGAGACAAUUCCUGAAGAAUGCAAGUGCUAAAUUUCAUACAUUGGUGCUAUAUGAAUAAUUAAUUCAAAUUUUGAUGACAUGAUAUACGGGAUACAUCACUAUUUUUCAUAUCAUGAAACAAUAGUCUGUUAGGACUAGUCACUUGGUAUCAUUCACGCAUUUUUCAUGGAAUGUCUUGAACUAUUGUGUAUUACUGUGAGAAUUUCCAUUUUGUUAAAAGUGUAACAUUUUAUACUUAGCCACACAGUGCAGAUUCGAUGUUCUCCUUUUGUACAUACGAGUUCAGACAGCAAGCACUGCUCCCAUUGUUCAUCAUUUUCUAUGUACUUUUUCAUGUUUAAAAAAAUUUUGAGCAUAUAUAUUAAGAAUGGUUGUGAAUUUGUUAAUCAAAUUUGUUGUGAGCAUUUUAAUUAUAUUAAUGAGACACGUGUAUUUUUGAAAGAUAUGUUUGUAAGAUCAUGUGAAUCUUGUUCACAAAGAGAGGAAAACAAUAAGAAAAGGUGCACCUUUUCCCCCAAAAAAAUUAAAAUCCAGGAAAUCUUAAGAUCAUCAAUGAUUCUCUAAAACAAAUAACAUAUAUAAAAAAGUUCACACACUCUGAAUCAAAAUGAUUUAAACCUUAAAUUUCAGGAAUUAUUUUAGGGAGCUGAAGGCCCAAACCAUAUAUACAUGCACAACAAUUCUUUGUCAGUUUUUUAAAAGCAUGCAAAGGGUGAAAUAAUGUUCUUAGGAAGAUAAAAUGAACAUAUCAAAAUUUCAAAAUCAAUUCCAGAACUUAUUACACAUUCAUUAUCUUUGUUUUCAUUUUGAAUCAGAAACAUUCCAUUUUCAGAGAGAGAGAGGGAGAGAGAGAGAGAGAGAGAGAGAGAGAGAGAGAGAGAGAGAGAGAGAGGUUGUACUGAAAUAUUGUAUUUUAAAUUUUUGUUUUAAUUUGAGCAGCUACGAAGCAGAAGUGCUAAAUACAUAUACAUGAUAAAUAUAUGUUAUACUUGUAAUAAAGUUUAACCAUGUUGGAUGUGUAGAGAAAUCUAAAGAUAUAAAAGAAAAUAUUUAUUUGUUUUGAAACAGAGAAAUUCAUAUAAUUUUAACAAGAGGCAUUGUUAUAAAUCUGUAUCAACAAUUAUAAUAUUUGUACAUAAUACAUUGACAGUGUAAAUAGUGAUUAUAAUGAUAGCUCACUUUAAGAUUACUGUGAAGUGGGCCAUCCUCAUGAGCACUAUGUAUUUAUCUCAAGAGAUCUCUGUCAGAAUGGUUGGCUUCUUUUUUGAAUGUCUUGUAUAAAUAAUGUUAAUAAAAGACAUUCAUUUACAAAUAA
Ostrea edulis (European flat oyster) is the source of this 2393-nucleotide messenger RNA. Its product is annotated as SPRY domain-containing SOCS box protein 3-like. Gene Ontology annotation, molecular function: protein binding. Gene Ontology annotation, cellular component: SCF ubiquitin ligase complex. NCBI's taxonomy places the organism in Eukaryota, Metazoa, Mollusca, Bivalvia, Ostreida, Ostreidae. The record is from RefSeq and is a predicted model, not a curated record. The coding region runs from base 334 to 1002 and encodes 222 amino acids. Gene Ontology annotation, biological process: proteasome-mediated ubiquitin-dependent protein catabolic process. The transcript is spliced from 4 exons.